AUGGCUCUUAAGCGCAUUAACAAGGAACUCACUGACCUCGGCCGUGACCCGCCCUCUUCCUGCUCUGCUGGUCCCGUUGGUGAAGAUCUGUUCCACUGGCAAGCAACUAUCAUGGGCCCUUCAGACUCGCCUUACUCUGGCGGUGUUUUCUUCCUUGCCAUCCACUUCCCUACAGACUACCCAUUCAAGCCUCCCAAGGUGAACUUCACCACCCGCAUCUACCACCCAAAUAUCAACUCAAAUGGCAGUAUCUGCCUGGACAUUCUUCGUGACCAGUGGAGCCCCGCGUUGACAAUUUCCAAAGUUCUUCUGUCCAUCUGCUCUAUGCUGACGGACCCGAACCCUGAUGAUCCGCUCGUUCCCGAGAUUGCCCACGUCUACAAAACCGAUCGCCCACGCUACGAGGCGACGGCCAGGGAGUGGACUCGCAAGUAUGCCAUCUAA
Clonostachys solani is the source of this 444-nucleotide messenger RNA. The record is from the annotation of a GenBank genome assembly. NCBI's taxonomy places the organism in Eukaryota, Fungi, Ascomycota, Sordariomycetes, Hypocreales, Bionectriaceae.